Maudiozyma barnettii is the source of this 1179-nucleotide messenger RNA. RefSeq lists its product as uncharacterized. The coding region runs from base 1 to 1179 and encodes 392 amino acids. Gene Ontology annotation, molecular function: kinase activity. The record is from RefSeq and is a predicted model, not a curated record. The transcript has a single exon. Lineage: Eukaryota; Fungi; Ascomycota; Saccharomycetes; Saccharomycetales; Saccharomycetaceae.
AUGACCGAAGCUACAAUAUCCACUAUCACCAAACAUUUACUUGGAAAUGGAAACUCAGGAUUCAAAGUUACUUAUGAAGUUAUGGGUUCCUCAUAUAUCUCGUUCCAAUUGAUCAAUACAAUGAAACCGGAUGAUAACUUAACGAAUAUGUUCAAUUCAAAACAUGAAAACCUGAUAGUAAUUGAUUCAAUAAAGUCUGGAGUCGGUAGGAAACCACAAACUGAUUUUUAUGAAAUUGUUAUCAAGCCUGUAUUAAAUUAUUUAAACAUGACUCAUAAAUACUUCAAGACUAAAUGGGCUCAUUCAAUCGCAACUUUUGCACAACAAUUAGAUGUUACCCAAAAUUAUACAAUCGUAUUUCUUUCAGGAGAUACAAGUAUCUCUGAAUUAAUCAAUAAUUUACCUAGUGUAAUUACCACCAUCGAGGAAAGAAAAACUAUAAAAAUUAUACCGAUAGCAAUGGGUUCAGCUAAUGCAUUGGCUAACUCAAUUGGAUUUGGUAAUCCAGUUGAGACAUUUGACAGUUUUUUACGUGGGAUGAAACAUACAGCCCCAUUUCCAUUAUAUAGGGUGAUUUUCCCUAAUGAGAAACAAAUUAUAUUUUUCAUUAUUUUUUCAAUGGGAUUCCAUGCUAAUCUAUUGCAUCUUUGUACCCUGGAUCCCAAAUAUUCAUGCUUAGGUGUUGAAAGAUUUCAAUUGGCAAGUACGGAAAUCUUAGAUAAUUAUAAUUUAAACCUUACAUUGGAGAUCAAAUUAACUUCAAAAACCAUUGUUUCUCAGUUCGCCUAUUUUGCUCUUAUUAAUACCCCUAGAUUAGAAGAGAAAUACAUUCCUUCUCCCCAAUCUGACCCUUUUAUGAGUCAAUUACAUAUAUUGGGUUACUCUUCUGAAUUAUCUUCCAAGGAACUGAAAGAUUCUAUAUUAAAAGGUUACACAUUAAUGCAAGGUGAUAAUGUUUCAGGUCAGGGUAUCGUUUACGAACCAGUCACAGAUGACUUUGAUAUUAUUAUCAAAGCUGAAGUACAAAGGGAUCCCAAAUAUAUGUUGGACAUAUGUUGUGACGGGAUUCUGGAUAAUUUAAAUGACAUGUCAUCUGAAGUACUAAAAGUCAUCAAAAUAAAAUUCUUAAAACCUAAUGACCUAUCAUUCAAUUUAGAAAUUAUGAAACCAGAGAACUAA